AGGUGGGGUCUGACGCGCAAAAGAGAAACAGCAUCGCCUCGUCAGAUCAGUGGUAGCUCAAAGCGGGCAGUGAACAUGACUGACCACGAUCUGCACAUCAGUCGUAGCCCCGAGAGUGAACAGGCCGAUUCGGAUAGGCCCAUAACGGAAGGUGAGGAUAGCGGGCCCGAAUCGGGAUGCGAAAACACGAGAUUCCCACCUACCAUACGAGAUGCAGUUACCAGGGUACUCAAAGGUUACGAUUGGACUCUUGUUCCUACACCUAGCAGGCCUUCUAGUUCGGAGAAACGUAAACCUCACGUUAAACGCCCCAUGAAUGCCUUUAUGGUAUGGGCACAGGCUGCAAGAAGGAAAUUGGCCGAUCAGUAUCCUCAUCUUCAUAAUGCCGAACUUAGCAAAACACUAGGAAAACUUUGGAGACUGCUGAGUGAGGAAGAAAAAAAACCAUUUAUAGAAGAAGCAGAUAGAUUGAGGAUUAUUCACAAGAAGGAGCACCCCGAUUACAAGUACCAACCCAGACGUAGGAAACCAUUGAAAGGGGUCAACAACAGUCAAACAACCGAACACGUCCAGGGAGCAACCGUCAUAUUCAGAUCUCUCAAACAAGAUCCAGCUACUAGUGACGAACACUCGGCCCAUUCGACACCCAGCCCUCAACAUUCUGGUAGCCCUCACAGCCCUCCAACGCCACCCUCUACCCCGAAUCGUCUCGAUGCACCCAAUCGCACGGAUAACCGAAAAAAGGCGCUAUUGAGACAAGGGGAUCAAGGCCAACCCAUCGAUUUUAGUCACGUCGAUGUCUGUCAACUCUCCACCGAUGCUAUAGAAAGCUUUGAUCAAUCGGAACUCGAUCAGUACUUGCCCAAUCAGUACGUUCCUCAAUCGUACAGAAACAAUUACGGUGUCAUGUCGUAUUGCAGCGAAUGGCUGGGAAAAUAUCCGCAAAAUAACCAGACUUACACGGACUGUACGGAAGAGGUCAUGCCCUCCGGGGGUGCCACUCACGUCUUCAACUAUCAAGAAGAUACCAGUGAGUCGUGCGACGUUCAAGAGCCCUGCAAGUACCACAACUUGACCACACCCGUUAAAUCGGAGCCGAGAUCACUCUUGGCCAAUCGAACUGCUGCUUUCAAUUUCGAAUCAAACUUUUCCUUGCCUCAAGUGGGGUGCUUCAACAAUCAGAAUGCCUAUUUUGGAAAUGGGCAGGUUUCUAAUCAGUACUCCAUCAGUGGCAAGGGGUACAGAUCCGUUUCGGAUGAACAGUGGUCUGCCUAUGCUUAAACGCGCGUGAAACACACCAGGCAGGUUCUGGUGAUGCAGGGUAUCAAUAAAAAGAAAGAAAUUACUUUAACAAACCCUGGCAGCUAUAGAGAAAUUCCCCAAAACCCGUCCACCAUAUUGUGCCAAAGUGUUUUUUAUAUCGAAUAAUAAUAAUGAUGAUAGUAUCACAUAUUAUUUUUCUAUUAAUUUUGGUUCCUCUUCUGUAUUCGAACAGAAAUAUUAAUGUAUACACACGAAUAAUCUCUUGUAAAUAAUUUUUAUUUUUUAUUAUCGAUAAUAAAGUAUUCUUACUUUUA
Centruroides sculpturatus (bark scorpion) is the source of this 1577-nucleotide messenger RNA. Its product is annotated as transcription factor Sox-9-B-like. Lineage: Eukaryota; Metazoa; Arthropoda; Arachnida; Scorpiones; Buthidae. Gene Ontology annotation, biological process: regulation of transcription by RNA polymerase II. Bases 76 to 1281 code for a protein of 401 amino acids. The record is from RefSeq and is a predicted model, not a curated record. Gene Ontology annotation, molecular function: RNA polymerase II cis-regulatory region sequence-specific DNA binding; DNA-binding transcription factor activity, RNA polymerase II-specific. The transcript is spliced from 4 exons. Gene Ontology annotation, cellular component: nucleus.